AUGAGUGAGCCCAUGGAAGGGGGAGCACAAGAGGAGGAGGAUGAGCUCCCCAUGUACCAAGAGCACUACAAUGCUCUCUUCUCCAUGGACUUUGUGGAGACCAAGUACCCACAUAUGAGGAAGGAUAGAGCUGAUUUGGACCAAGGAUUGGGAUGGAUCACGUUCUUGGCUAAGGGAGAGAAGAGAAUGGUGACCUUUAGGCAGCUUGGAGAUCUUGUUUGGGUUCAACUAUGGAGAGGAGUGGAACUUCAAGGAAAAGAACUCCAAAGGGUUUGGGCUACAAUCGCUGAUGGAGGUACUCUUCCUCAAGGUCCAAGGCUGCUCAGAUCAGGAGCCCAGUCUUGA
Molecule: messenger RNA, 345 nt
Organism: Microthlaspi erraticum
Lineage: Eukaryota; Viridiplantae; Streptophyta; Magnoliopsida; Brassicales; Brassicaceae
Source: the annotation of a GenBank genome assembly